Cavia porcellus (domestic guinea pig) is the source of this 7309-nucleotide messenger RNA. RefSeq names its product fibrinogen silencer binding protein (gene Fsbp). The coding region runs from base 1496 to 2395 and encodes 299 amino acids. Gene Ontology annotation, cellular component: nucleus. The record is from RefSeq and is a predicted model, not a curated record. The transcript is spliced from 2 exons. Lineage: Eukaryota; Metazoa; Chordata; Mammalia; Rodentia; Caviidae.
UAUCAUAUAUGUGCACAUAUUCUAAAAUCUGAAGAAAAUGGAAACCUGAGAUGGUUUUAGUGCCAAAUAUUUUGGAUAAGGUUUACUCAACCUAGGGUAAUUUUCUAGAAUUUAGUGAGAUGUAAAACUGCACAAAGGCAGUAGGAGACUGAGACUAUUACAGCAUCAGAUCAUCCAGUAGGGUAUGCCAGGCAACAGGUUCUACAGAACCUACAGCAAUCUUACUUUUUUUCCCGUGACAUAAUGUAGUUGAAACUUAUGGCAUAUUGUCUGGUUCAAAGUGACACUUAAUGUAGAUUUAAGUGAAUGAAAUUUUUUUUACUAAGAGAAUGAAAACAAGGUAAUUGAGAAUUUAUAAUAUUUCUGUAGCUAAAUAGAUGUAUCUAGAGUGACCCUAACCUUUUCCUUGGGCCUUGCAUGGUGUUUGGGAGUAUUUUUGUAGGUGUUUGAUAAUUGAUUGAUUGAAUUGAACACGUUUAAGCAUGCUUUUAAUUAAUAUCCUAAGUGGAAAAACAUGUAUAUUAUGAGGAAGUAGAUUUGUUUUGUUUAUAUUAUUUAUCAUGUUUUCAGACUGGGUCUAGCAAGGAAACGGAUGGUUUUGCAAAUGGCUAGAUUGGGUGUGUUUCCUUUGUAGUCCAGGCUGUGUGGUUAUGGCUACAUAAAAAAAUCCUGCUUUUUUAUAACACAUGAUCAAGCAUGUUGGUAUAUUCACACGGUAUUCAACUAGAAUAAUCCAUUGCUUUUGAAGUGUAAUGUUUUAUGUGGAUUUUAGAGGUAGUGUUCAAGAAGAACUUCUUAAAUACCUAAAAAUAUGCAGGGGCGAAUGUAGACUGUAAAAUGAAGGAGCAAGCAGUUUAGGUUUACGGUAGUCUGAGCUGGGUGUAACCUAACUAGCUAGAGGAUAUGCAAUUCCUGAUUGACAGCAGAACCAGCAUUAUGCAGAUUCUGUCUGGGAGAACACCCAGCUCAGAAACUGUGAUUAGAUCUCGGUUAGAAAUCCUUGCUUUCACCACUCAUAUAUUUUAGUUUUUUUGUCCACUGAAUUUGUAAACAAAUAGCACAAAACAGUUCUUCCUUUGUUUUUGUUAAAGUGAUAACUGCACUGCAGUUUCAGUCUAACAGCCAGAUAUACAUGUGUGGAAAUUCGAUAUUCUCACUAAAUUAGCUAAUUUUUAGCUGUGUUCCAUGCUUAUCUCUAGACCUUUGUGCAUUAAAUCCUAUCUCGAGCGGUUCUCUCCAGACACAAGUGUGUUUUGCUUGUGCCUUCCGGUCUUCAGUGAGAAGCUUUAUGUAGGUCAGGCUUGGUUUAAGCAGAUUUCCUGAACCUGCGUCAGCUUAAGCUGGAGGAAUUUUAAUAAACCCUCCCCUGUAGGCGUGGGCCUAAAUGAGGCUAGCCUAGUUAAGCCUGAUCUUUUUUCUGUUUGUGAAAAGAGCUGAACAGAGCUGAAAGCUGCGUGGUGUUUUCAGAUACUGCCUACUUAAUUUGAAAAGAACAAUGGUAGGAAAGGCUAGAUCUUCCAAUUUUACCUUAUCUGAAAAGCUUGAUUUACUAAAGCUUGUGAAGCCAUAUGUGAAAAUUCUCGAAGAACACACUAAUAAACAUUCAGUAAUAGUGGAAAAGAAUAGAUGUUGGGAUAUCAUAGCAGUUAACUAUAAUGCAAUUGGAGUAGACCGCCCUCCUCGAACAGCACAGGGCCUACGAACCCUUUACAAAAGGCUCAAAGAAUAUGCCAAACAGGAGCUAUUGCAGCAAAAAGAGGCCCAAUCAGAUUUUAAAAGCAAUAUUUCUGAGCCAACCAAGAAAGUUAUGGAGAUGAUUCCCCAGAUUUCCAGUUUUUGCCUGGUAAGAGACAGGAACCACAUACAAAGUGCAAACUUGGAUGAGGCUGCACAAGCUGGUACCAGUUCACUACAGGUAAUGUUGGAUCACCAUCCUGUUGCUAUUACAGUGGAGGUAAAGCAAGAAGAAGAUAUUAAACCACCUCCUCCACUGGUUUUAAAUCCUCAAUCUAGUAAUACUUUAGAGCAAAGAGAAGAACAUGAAUUAAUACAUGUUAUGGAAAGAUCUUUAUCACCAUCACUUUCCUCUGUUGAUAUGAGAAUGACAUCGUCUCCAUCUUCUCUUCCAAGGAGAGAGGAUUUUUUUCGGCAUGAGAGUGGAGAACACAUUAGGUCACUAUCAGGGUAUGAUCCUCAGGUCCUGCAAAUGUUGAGAGAGGAACAUCAGAUAAUUUUAGAAAAUCAAAAAAAUUUUGGAUUGUAUGUUCAGGAGAAGAGAGAUGGAUUGAAGAGAAGGCAGCAGCUAGAGGAAGAGCUGCUGAGAGCAAAAAUUGAAGUGGAGAAACUGAAAGCAAUUCGCUUACGACAUGAUCUACCUGAAUAUAAUAGUCUCUAAGAUAUUUUUUGCAGCCUUACAAUUAGAUAAUUUAAUUUUGGCCAAAUUUACUGUAAUUUGGGAAUACACCGAAAUAGAAUGCAUGUUUUUAAAAAAUGCUGGUAUCUGUUGUGAACAGUUUUUUUGACAUGGUUUUUAAAUUUAAUAUUCUUUUUAGAUGUUCAGGCUUGCUGAUUGGUCUCUCUAGUAAUAGUUUUCAUUGUCUUCUCUGUGGUUUUUUUCCUAAUAUAUUUAGUUGUUAGCUUUACAAGAGGUUUUAAAAAAAUUUUCAUCAUUAGAAUACACACGAAAUUUAUACAAACAUUUUAUUUCGAAGUUCUGAGUCUUUAGCACUUUUAGGUAGAACUUUGAAAGGUAUAAUUAAAAUAUUUUGGUUUAGGUUUUCUUUUGUUUUUUUUUGAGACAAGACCUUGCUAUGUAGCCCAGGCUUGUUACGAGUUUAUGAUGUUGGCCUCAAACUUUUGAUUCUUUUGUUUCAGCCUUGUGAGUGCUGGGAUUGCAGGCAUGCCCACCAUGAUCAGCUUGUGAUGAAAGGGUUUCAAAUCAGUGCAGUUUAGAAGCUGUACUAAUUUAAUAAGUUUAUCGGUAUGGACCUUUUUACUGUUUGCAUUUUUGAAGAACUACAUCCUAGAUUUUCAAGGUGGAAGAUAUGUAUAAAAGACUUUUCUCACCACAUUUUGAGUUUAAAAAAGGUGAGGUCUACGGAAAACUUAGUAACAGAAGCACAACAGAACAAGGACGUUAGCAUUUUAUUUCAUUAAAAUUGCUUUAUAGAUUGUUAUAUUAUGAAAUCAAGGGAAUUAUAUCAUUACGCCUUCUCUUUUGUUUUUUAUUUAUAUAUUUAUUUUUGUCUUUUUGAGACAGGGUCUCACCAUGCAGUUCAGGCUGGCCUUGAGCUCACUUUGUAGACCAGGCUGGUCUUGAACUUGCAGUGAUCCUCCUGCCACAGCCUCCUGACUACUGGGAAUAUUUUUAUUUUCUUGAGAUAGGGUAUCACUAUGUAGUUCAGGCUGGCCAUGAGUUCAGUAUGUAGCCAGGCAGGGCUCCAACUCAAAGCUGUCUUCCUGCCUCAGCCUUUAAAUACUAGGAUUAUAGACAUGUGCCCCCACACCUGAUUCUCCUCUUUAUUAUCUUUAAUUAACUUAAGUGUAUAUAUUUAAGACAUACACUUAGAUACACAUAUGUACAUGUAUGUACUUAGACAUUUACUUAUGUACACAUGCAUUUUAUGUAUGUAUAUAAUGUAUGUAUACAUGUAGUAUAUUUACUUAUAUCUUAUACAUAUAUAUUCAUUUAUGUUUGGUGCUAAGGGUUAAACCAGGCCCUGCAGAUACUAGGCAAGUGCUGUCCCAUACCCUUGGCCCAAUGCUAUUGCAUAUUUUGAUGGUGUGGUUUAAGGUUGUGUCUUUAUUUUAAAUGCCUUAUUCUAGGGAAGGUUUUUUUCACAGUAAAAGUCAGAAUAAAAAGAUGAAAAUCUUAACUUCGAUUGAAAAUAGCAAAGAUUCAAACUGUUUAUAGUUUAUGGUAUAAUCUGGUAGCCUUUAGGGAUAAAUAUUGCUAUUUUAGUAUUUGUGUAAAUAAAACAUUGAAUUUUCGAGCAUACAUAUGUAAAGUUACGAUUAACUUUUAAUGUGUGUACUUGUUAAGGGUUUCCAUAUUUGCUGGAAUCUUGUUGAGGGAUUUUAAGCCAAGCUUUGGAAGGGGUAAGGUAGAGUUUCAGCAAUAUUGGGGCAAAAGGGUGUUUGAAAUCGAUGAGAACUUGAAAAAAGACAAAGAGAACAGCAAAAGGUGGAUCAGUGUAUGCAAGUACAAAUAUUCUGCUAACCAAAUGAUUUCAAGUGAGUGUAGAGAUAGCUAAUUUGAUAACCUGGACUAGGACAUCUCUGUAGACUAAAUGGGUUUGUUUCUGUUGAACUCAUGCAGAAAUUUUACAUAUAGCCAGGUGUCUGCAUUUUAUGUGAAAAAAAUUUCUAAUUUAAAAAUGCUUACAAGUAAUGGAAAAAUGAUUUUCAAACACUGCACAGACCAUGGAGUGGGCCUCAUUUCCCAGAGAGCCUUCAGUGUGUGGCCUUUAAAGUAGAGCAGUGUUCACAAGUAUAGAUCUGGAGCAGCAGCAGCAUCACUUGAGAACUAGUUAGAAAUUACAUUUAUUCCAGUUGAAUCAGAAGCUCUGGAGAUGGGACCUGUCCCCUUUCAGAGAUCCUGAAGCUAGCUAAACUUUGAGAGCAAUGCAAUAGAGUAAUCAGAAUUUACUGUGUUGCCUAAAUUAGGCUAGAAUCUCAAAAAUUUUUGCAGAAAAGCAAAGUAGGUGAAAGUGAACUGAGAGAUAUCAGCUUGGGUGUUGGUUGAGGCCAGAUUAUAGCUUGCAUUAAAUUCUGCUUUUAAGGAGCCAGACAGCUGAAUGUAUGGUAGGUAGCUAUUGAUGGAUGGCUCUUGAGUAUGAAGAUAUGAUUAAAGCUGGUUCUUACAGUAUUAUAGUCACAUUUAAGAAUACACAUUGUAGUACUGAGAGAAAGUUAAAUCAGAAAUUUAAUGACUGUAGAAAUAGAAAAAAAUAAAGGGAAUUCUCAUGGCUACUAUUUUAGCCUGUUGAUUAUGUAACUUCAUUUGUUAAAUUAAUAGAGCAUUUUUAUAUCUGCUGUUAGAUUUUUAUUAUAAAAAUGUCUUGAACAUAUAUUCCUUUGAUAAUUUUAUCUUUUUAAUUUGACCUGUGACUUUGCUUUGAGUGUAAUGAAUCUUCCAAAUUGAGGUAAUAUUUUUAUUAUAUGAUUCUAGUAAAUACUGUAGAAAGCUUUAACUUUUUCAAAUUAUUGAAAGCAAAUUACUGUACAAAAUUUAAUUUGUAUUAUAAUUUCAAAAUUCUACCACUUAAAAUUGACAAUGUUCAACUUGAGUGUUUACUUUAUACAAUGAAAUAAGUUUUCCAGAGUGUGUAUUGUGUACUAUUAAUUCUGUGAGGUAUUUCUACAAAACAGUUCUGUGUUCAAAAAAGUGCAUGUAUCUUUUUUGAUGGUUUGAUUCUGAAUCAGUGUGAAAGGUAGAAAAUUUAUGUAUAUACACAGUUGCCUUUGAGAAGUCCUUUGCUGCGCAUAUAAUAGUGUAUACAUAAUUUGCUGCAAUCAUUUUUACCUGACAUUGUUUAAGCUUGCUGUGUCUUUGGUUGUGGCACGUGUCCUACUCACUAGCAUCAGGGGCUGUAUAAGAUGAAAAAUCUCAUUUUUACUUGUUUUUAGACACCAGAAUUCAUUGCAGUGUUUACUGCAGCAAUUUUUCUGAGUCAGUCUUGUCUAAUUUUAUUUGGCAAAAGUUUAAAUGAAUAUAAUCCUCCUCCAUUCUCACCACUUCAUUCAUGCAACCAUGAUUACCAUAAAGCAAUUUAUAGUAAAUUUUGGUUUAAAGAAAUUGCUAAUUUGACCACAGAAUCCUUUUUAGAAUCUGUUUACUGUCUUGCAGAGCAUGUUAUGGAAAUUCUGAGCUAAACUGUUCUCUUUAUUUAUUUGUUCAUUUAUUUGAAGUAGGGACUGGCUAUGUGGUUCAACCAGGCGUUGACAGUUUUCUUUUUUUUUUUGGUACCAGGGAUCAAACUCAUGACUUUGCAACUUUGUGCUUGCCAGUCAGGCAUUUACACCACUGAGCUAAAUCCCUGGCCCCUAUCAGCCAGGCUUUGAAUUCACUUUGUGUAAUCCAGACUAGCUUUGAAUUUACAGCGAUCCUCCUGUUUCAGCCUCCCAAGUGCUGGGAUUACCGGCAUGCACCAUCAUCAUGUCUGAUUAUUCCCUUUUUAAAAAAUAUAUUCAUACUUGAGUUUGGGGACUGCUUACCAACUCAACUUGUAAUUUUUGCUGAGGAUAAGUUUAAAUAGGAAUAUAGUAGAGUAAAUUCAGGUAGGAGCAAUGGAAUAUACAUUGACACUUCCAGAAUCCUGCAUAUCAUAGAAAACUGAGAGCUUAUGUACAAAAUGUACAUGGGAAAAUAGAGUAAUUUUAUUUUUAUUUUAGGAUUGAUUCUGUAGAAGUAUUUUGAAUUUGAAAAAGUCAAAACAUCAUUGAAUACAUAAGUAAUUUAGAUAGUGUUUAGGUUACUUUUGCUACCUUCCUUUCUCUUACAGAUAUAAACUUAAAUGAAUGUUAUUAUUGUGACUUACAGUUUUCUUAAUAAAGUAUGAUUUAUAAUGGCAUUCUGAAAAAGUUAAACCUUUUUUAUUUCUAAAAAAUGAAAGCUUUCUUGAAAUAGUCAAAUUACAUUUUUUUAUUUUGUAUAAUGAGCAACUUGAUGUUCAUUUUUGAAAUUCUUCUAUCUUUACGUACAUGAAAAUGUUUAAUUAUUUUCCAUGUGCCUUUUUUGGCAAUAAUGUCAAAUUUUAGAUGUUUAAAUAUCUUAGAGUGCAAUACAUUGUAUUUGAUACAUAUUGUUGAUGGUGGUUAAAUAAAUGACUUGUUAAUAUAUGUUCUUUUAAGUACCUGAUAAUGCAUUGUACUUUACUCCUUUUGUUGCCAUAGGACAAAGAAUUCAGUACAAUAGCAGUAAACUUUUUGAUGAGGUAUGAUGGAAUUUAUUUAGGUGGUCGUAUUGUAAUAGAUACCAAAUGUAUCUUAUGUCUCAUAAUACAUUUCUGUUUUCAGAUGUUAAGAUCUACAAAUUCUCAAAAUCAAAUACUCAGUGGUGAACUUAAUUAUAAAUAAACAUAAUUAAAUAAAAUGUGGUUGCAUAAGUGAAUUUGUAAAAUAUACAACCUAACUAAACAUUAACAGAAUCGUGUUUUUGUAUAUACUUCGAGGUAUUAUUUAAUGUAUUUUUAUGUAUCUUUUAAGUUGAUUAAAACUAAUGGUUAUAAUCUAAAAUUGUAUCAUUUAUUUAAAGUUUUAAAUUGCUUUGUAAAUAGUGGAACACAAAAUAAAUAAAUAUGCUAAUAAA